Messenger RNA from Harmonia axyridis, 1487 nucleotides. RefSeq names its product voltage-dependent anion-selective channel-like. Bases 34 to 1080 code for a protein of 348 amino acids. Gene Ontology annotation, biological process: monoatomic anion transmembrane transport. The transcript is spliced from 5 exons. NCBI's taxonomy places the organism in Eukaryota, Metazoa, Arthropoda, Insecta, Coleoptera, Coccinellidae. The record is from RefSeq and is a predicted model, not a curated record. Gene Ontology annotation, molecular function: voltage-gated monoatomic anion channel activity. Gene Ontology annotation, cellular component: mitochondrial outer membrane.
UGAAUUUAUGUUAUGGGCUGAUGUUCAGCCAGGAUGGCAGGAACUUUUAAGGAUUGCGCAACGAAAAUUAAGAAACCACCGGAACCAACAUGUCCUCUAUCAUCAGACCCGAAAGUAACCAAGGAUCAAAUAAUAUGCUGGCAAAAACUUCACCCCAAGCAGCCCCUAGACUAUCAUUCCAUAGUUUUAGACAGGCCUCUCGAUCUUUCUGAACGUCUCAUAAUGGCUCCUCCAUCAUACUCUGAACUUGGAAAGAGGUCCCGCGAUGUUUUUGGUAGAGGCUACCAUUUUGGUCUCAUUAAAUUGGACGUUAAGACCAAAACCGCAGCUGGAGUCGAGUUCAACACUAGUGGGUCAUCGAAUCAAGAAUCUGGUAAGGUCAGUGGAUCUCUAGAGACCAAAUACAAGGUGAAGGAAUAUGGUAUGACCUUCACUGAAAGAUGGAAUACAGAUAACACUUUGACAACUGGAAUUGAAGUUAAAGAUCAGAUCGCCCAAGGCUUGAAGAUCGCUCUAGAAGGAAAUUUCUCCCCACAAACUGGAAGCAAAUCUGGCUCCCUAAAGACAGCUUUUCAAAACGAUUUUGUCGCUUUGAACACAGACACCGACUUGAAUGUAAAUGGCCCCAUUAUUCAAGCUUCUGCCGUCGUUGGACAUCAGGGCUGGUUGGCUGGAUACCAAACAGCCUUCGAUACAGCCAAAUCAAAAUUGACAAAGAAUAACUUUGCUUUAGGAUUUUCCACAGCCGAUUUCAUCCUUCACACAAAUGUUGAUCACAGUGACGAUGGACAAGAAUUUGGUGGUGCCAUCUACCAGAAGAUCAACAAUCGUCUUGAGACCGGUGUGAACCUUGCCUGGUCCGCAGGCAGCAAUAAUACCAAAUUUGGCAUCGGUGCCAAAUACGACCUCGACUUGGACGCCAGUCUUAGGGCUAAGAUCAACAACCAAAGCCAAAUCGGUCUUGGUUAUCAACAAAGAUUGCGGGAUGGAAUUACACUGACAUUGUCCACUUUAAUUGACGGUAAAAAUUUCAAUAAUGGAGGUCACAAGAUUGGUCUAGCCUUAGAGUUGGAAGCCUAAAUCUCCUGAUUCCAUUUAAGAUAAAAUUUCACCUAUAUUAAAAAAAAAAAACUGUUAGAAUUCACAAAACAGAUAUAUGAGCCUGCUGUAUAUUGUAGACAUAUUGUUCCGUUCAUCGAACAUAUUAGUAUUAAAGAAGAUGGUAUGGCAUGGAUUUUUUCCUUGGUUCUUUCAAUAAUCAUUGAAAAUUCUGGAUUAUUUGUGGCUUUGGACCUCUGUUUUUUUGUUAUUCAUUGGAUUCGGGGUCCGGAAUACAACUUUUUUUGGCAAAUUUUAUUACUUGUCUUCGAUAAGCUGCAAGUAGGUAUUGGUUGUACAUGUAUUUUUUUUUAAGUACAUUGAAAGAGAGGACGUCUUGAACACUGCAAUGUAUUGUACUAUAAGUGAAAAUAUAUGAUUUACUUUUA